AUCACUCAAAUCUCCAUCUCCUUCGAUCUUCCUCAAAUCUUCAUCUCCUUCGAUCUCCCACAAAUCUCCCAUCUCCUUCCCUCACAAAGGUAUUCAGUCGCCUCCAUCCUCAACCGCCGUCGCCACCGUUAUUUUCCCAAAUUGUCGUCAUCAGAGGGUGGGUUCCUCUCCCUUUCUCUCUCGCCUCCAUCGUGCGCUUCCGAUCUCUGCGGAUCACCGCCGUCGCCACCAUUAUUUCCGAAGGUUCUUGAAAGUAUAGUUCCUGAGUUCCGACGAGGAUGGUUGUGAGUUUAGUCCGUUUGAUAUUACCACUACUAAGAAUGCUCCUAUUGAACGCCUCAAACGCUGGAGGUGAGAACGGGAUUGGAAGGUCCUGGACUGACUGCUGCUCAAAAUAUGUGGUACUGCAUUGCUGCAGUAGGGGGUCAGUAUAUUUGGACGCGGUUGCAGUCUUUUUCUGCUUUUCGUAGAUGGGGAGACUCUGAGCAGAGGACAUUUGGACAACGGGCAUGGCUUUUGUUGCAGCAUGUAGAAGGAUUCUAUAAGGCUGCAUCAUUUAGCAACCUGCUUUUAUUUCUCUUAACUGAAAAGACUACGGGUAUUACGGGCAAGAAACAAGGGGAAGUAGAAAAGGGGCAGAGGAGAUAUGAUAAUGGUAGUGGGGACUUUUAUACAGAGCCAUCAAUGCAGCUGGUGAAUCCAUCUCGAAUUUCAAAGAAAAACAAGGGCCAGAUAUCACCGAACGAGUUCAGCCCCGGGCUUUUGGAUCUUCACUCUCAUGAUGCUGAACUUCUCACUGAGUUCUUAACUAUGAUAUUAUACAAACAAUGGAGCACCACAAAUGACACCAAAUCUGUUCUUCAAGACCCUUUAUGGAGUUCAUACCCAACUCAAGCUGAACAAGCAGUGCUGCAGUUGCCACCAUUUCCCUUCACAUCAAAGGAUCAACUCAAUUAAGUAUUGUAGGAUGAAUUUCCUUCAUGAGUGUUUUAGAUUUUUUCUUUUCUUUUUGUUGUAAUUUGCAUUUCUGAAAUAAUAAUACAAUGAUUCUCAUAUGGUCUGAAAUGAAAAU
Molecule: messenger RNA, 1072 nt
Organism: Spinacia oleracea (spinach)
Lineage: Eukaryota; Viridiplantae; Streptophyta; Magnoliopsida; Caryophyllales; Amaranthaceae
Product: peroxisome biogenesis protein 2-like
Exons: 7
Coding region: 397-957 (186 amino acids)
Biological process (GO): protein import into peroxisome matrix
Cellular component (GO): peroxisomal membrane
Molecular function (GO): zinc ion binding
Source: RefSeq, a predicted model, not a curated record